AUGAUGCCAAAUUACAAGGACGAGUCUGAUCUUUUGCAGCGAGCUAGGGUUUCUGCAAAGCACAACACGAACUUCUGGCACACUGAAACCGAGACUGACGCUCUAUGGACGGAUAUUGUGGAGAACAGGCCGGCAUUGAGCGACAGCUUCGUUGAAGAGCUGAAAUACAGGUUGAACGAGAUUCGGGGCGACAGACUACAGAGUAUCAGACAAGCGGACCGCAAAACUUUCCGGUAUUCGAGCAAUCUGCCGCAUGAUCGUGAAAUAACUAGUCCAGACCAUCUCACGUUCUUUUCCGAUCCCUUGGCCACUGAUGGUGAAACUGUGAUGAAGUUCGAGGAGAUUGAAUACGGAGGAGAGUACGAGGACUCCCGUCACCAGUACAUCGACCGGGACUGCACCAUGGAGGAGGUCACUCUACUUCGUGGAAUUGCUGCUCAAUGGAAAAGGGACCAGUGGCAGGCCAUCAGUACAAGAUUCAAUGGCAUGGCCGGUCGUAAAAUCACCCCUGAACAGGCAAAGUCAGUUCUCGACAACCACCAAGGGUAAGCUUGCGGGUGGGCGGUGUGGUAGAAAGGCAAAAUGUCUAAGUUUGUGCAGUUCCAACAUUCAUCGGAUGGAAAGUUCUCGCCCUGAUGGUAACCGGCAUCGGAUAAGAACCAAGGCUAGACCAGUACACUCGGUGGAAUGGCAACUUCAAAGAUGAGGACAAGCCAUUCUCGCGGACUUGGCCGGUUGUUUGUUUCUGGUUCUUCCAUCAAUUGAACGUCCAGGGUUCCUUCAAUGUACACGCGUUGUUCGAAGUGUGUGACAUCAUUGACUCUCCCCCUGCUGGUAUAUUAUUAGCUGCCUAGGAUCACAUAAGGUAUUACGUUGAGCCGUUUUCUUUUCAAGGGCCUUAUCCAAGCGGCG
This is a messenger RNA of Aspergillus novofumigatus IBT 16806, 912 nucleotides long. RefSeq lists its product as uncharacterized. Lineage: Eukaryota; Fungi; Ascomycota; Eurotiomycetes; Eurotiales; Aspergillaceae. The transcript has 3 exons. The record is from RefSeq and is a predicted model, not a curated record. The coding region runs from base 1 to 549 and encodes 182 amino acids.